Neolamprologus brichardi is the source of this 1002-nucleotide messenger RNA. Lineage: Eukaryota; Metazoa; Chordata; Actinopteri; Cichliformes; Cichlidae. The record is from RefSeq and is a predicted model, not a curated record.
AUGGACCCAGCCAGAAAUGGAGAAGUGGCUGAAAGAGGAAGAAGAGUGGCCGGGAGGGGGCGAGGAAUACGUAUGCGUGGUGGAAGAAGAAUAAGAGGAAGAUCAAGAGCUGUAGUCUCAGAUGAGAUCAGAGCUACUGUAAUUGAUCAUGUAGUAAAUCAUGGUCACUCAAUGAGAGAGGCUGGUCAGAGAGUGCAGCCAAAUAUGCAACGCUCUACAGUGGCAUCUAUUGUUAGAGUUUUCCGGCAAACCAACAGGGCUCAACGGUUACCUCACACAGGAGGGAGAGGACGGAUUUUCACUGAUGUGCAGGAAACUGCCAUUGUUGAUAUGGUCAUCAGAAACAAUGGGAUAAAACUCACUGAAAUUAGACACAGAAUCUUGGCAGACAACGUUACUUUCGCAAAUAUUCACAGUGUAAGCAUAACAACAAUUUCUAGAGUCCUGAAAAAACAUCAGGUCAAGAUGAAACAGUUGUACACUGUGCCUUUUGAGAGGAACUCUGAACAUGUCAAGCAACUCAGGAACCAGUAUGUCCAGAGAGUCAUGGAGAUUGAAGGCAGGCAAACACACCACAUUUUCAUCUUUGUGGAUGAGGCAGGUUUCAACUUGGCCAAAGCAUGGCGACGAGGGAGGAAUGUGAUUGGGAAGAGAGCCACAGUGAAUGUCCCGGGCCAGAGGGGUGCCAACAUCACAAUGUGCGCAGCAAUAUCCACUGAUGGACUGCUGUUACACAGACCACUAAUUGGGCCAUACAACACUGAACGGCUCCUUGCAUCCCUGCAUGAUCUCUAUGGAAGGGUUGUGCUAGUCACCGAGUGGUUUGCAGCCCAUCCCAGAAUGGAGUCUCUUUUCCUCCCACCUUACUCUCCAUUCCUCAACCCCAUAGAGGAAUUCUUUUCCUCAUGGCGGUGGAAGCCAGAAAUGGAGAAGUGGCUGAAAGAGGAAGAAGAGUGGCCGGGAGGGGGCGAGGAAUACGUAUGCGUGGUGGAAGAAGAAUAA